GUCAGCUCAUGUUCGGUCACAUUUUGCCUCUCCUCAAGCCCGCAACUGGCUGGUAUCUGGGCAACGUCAAGGCAAACAAGUCUGAAUGCCACAGUGGACCUCACAUCAUUACGAGUCAGGUUCAGGCACUCCCUACUAGUUACAGUGGACCGCUUCCCGAGUUCCACCCCCACCUCGCGCUCCAGUUUCCUCGUUCUAAGCCCGUCGCGUGUUGAUUCACGGCGUCAUUUCACUGGGCUGUAUCAAAGUUUUUUUCAUCCGUGGUGGGCCGGCCGCAAAGCUCGCAGCAGCGCAUGGCACCGGCAUCUUGGAUCCCACGGGCAACUUUAAAGUCUGCCAUGGUCACCUGAGGGCAUUGCACAUUCUUCCAUGCCCAUUUUGAGUUGACAGUUUGCUGUUGCUUCGCAGACAAGUCACCCAUUUUUUGCCCAAACUUCCCCACGCACAAUUUCUGCAAUCAUGGCCACUACCGACCAGCUCCCCGCGUCCGAUGUGGAGAGGUAUGACUAUGUAGUCGUAGGCGGAGGCACCGCCGGAUGUGUCGUCGCUGCGCGGCUGGCCGAGUACCUGCCUCAGAAGAGGAUUCUCCUGGUUGAGGCCGGACCGAGUGACUUUAGCGACGACCGCGUGCUGGACUUGCGCAAGUGGCUGAGCCUGUUGGGCGGCGAACUCGACUACGACUACGGCACCACCGAGCAGCCGAUGGGAAACUCACACAUCCGCCACUCGCGGGCCAAGGUCCUCGGAGGUUGCUCAUCGCACAACACGCUGAUCUCCUUCAGGCCUUUUGAGUAUGAUUUUAAGAUCUGGCAAUCGCUGGGCGCAAAGGGCUGGGACUUCAAGACCUUCAUGAAGGCCAUGGACAAGCUGCGCAACACGGUCCAGCCCGUACACGCCAAGCACCGAAACAAGUUGUGCCGAGAUUGGGUUGACUCUUGCAGCUCCGCUCUCGAUAUUCCCGUCGUGGAGGACUUCAACAAGCAAAUCACCAACACCGGCUCGUUGAAGCAAGCCGUCGGUUUCUUCUCAGUCAGCUACAACCCGGACGACGGUCGACGAUCUAGUGCGUCGGUCGCGUACCUCCACCCGAUUCUGCGAGGCGAGGAGAAGCGGCCGAACUUGACCAUCCUCACCAACGCCUGGGUGUCCAAGUUGAACGUGAAGGGAGACGCGGUGACAGGCGUCGACUUGACCUUGAAGGAUGGCUCCAAGCGGACCAUCACGCCCAAGAAGGAGACGGUCCUCUGUGCUGGCGCUGUCGACACGCCCCGCCUGCUGCUUCAUUCGGGUAUUGGACCCAAGGGUCAGCUCUCCUCCCUCGGCAUUCCGGUCGUCCAUGACCUGCCGGGUGUGGGUGAGAACCUGCAGGACCACCCCGAAAGCAUCAUCAUGUGGGAGCUGAAGAAGCCCGUCCCGCAAAACCAGACCACCAUGGAUUCAGACGCGGGUAUCUUCUUGCGCCGGGAGGCCCCCAACGCCGGCGCUAAGAAAUCGGCGGCCAACCCGGACGGCAUCCCCGACGGCGACAUCGCCGACGUCAUGAUGCACUGCUAUCAGAUCCCCUUCACGCUCAACACCUUCCGUCUGGGCUACCCCGACAUCCCUGACGGCUACGCUUUCUGCAUGACGCCCAACAUCCCGCGCCCCCGCUCCCGCGGCCGCCUCUACCUCACCUCGGCGGACCCCAGCGUCAAGCCCGCCCUCGACUUCCGUUACUUCACCGACCCCGAAGGUUACGACGCCGCAACCCUUGUGUACGGCAUGCGCGCCGCGCGCAAGGUCGCUGAACAAGCCCCCUUCAAGGACUGGAUCAAGCGCGAGGUUGCCCCCGGGCCCAAGCUGCAGUCCGACGAGGAGCUGAGCCACUAUGCGCGCAAGGCGGCGCACACGGUGUACCACCCCGUCGGCACGACGCGUAUGGGCGAUGUGAGCGAGGACGAGCUGGCCGUCGUGGAUGAGGUGCUCAAGGUGAAGGGGCUGCAGAAGGUCCGGAUUGCGGACGCGGGUGUUUUCCCGACCAUUCCGACCAUUAAUCCUAUGUUGACGGUGCUGGGCGUUGCGGAGAGGGCGGCGGAGAUGAUUGCUGCGGAUGACAGGGAGACAGCUAAGUUGUAGAUGAUCACGGACGGAAUGAUGGAGUGAAAGAUAGAGGAAGCGUGUAUUAGCAUUUUUGUACAUGUUACUUGGCCAAGUUGGAGACAGACAUUUUGGUCUCGUUUGGCGUAUAGCUAGGGCAUAUCUGGGCCGUUCUUGUUUGCUAGAGACUAGCAUAAGCAUUAUAUCGUUAUGCAUUUUCAAGUUGAGUUGCUGCGGUGAUAUGCUGUCUUUGGGGCCUACUUUGUGGGACUCUGUGGUGGCAGUGUGGGU
Messenger RNA from Pseudomassariella vexata, 2367 nucleotides. Its product is annotated as GMC oxidoreductase. The transcript is spliced from 2 exons. The record is from RefSeq and is a predicted model, not a curated record. Lineage: Eukaryota; Fungi; Ascomycota; Sordariomycetes; Amphisphaeriales; Pseudomassariaceae. Bases 460 to 2115 code for a protein of 551 amino acids. Gene Ontology annotation, molecular function: flavin adenine dinucleotide binding; oxidoreductase activity, acting on CH-OH group of donors.